This is a messenger RNA of Micropterus salmoides (largemouth bass), 487 nucleotides long. Its product is annotated as C-C motif chemokine 26-like. The transcript is spliced from 3 exons. Gene Ontology annotation, cellular component: extracellular region. Bases 60 to 395 code for a protein of 111 amino acids. Gene Ontology annotation, molecular function: CCR chemokine receptor binding; chemokine activity. Lineage: Eukaryota; Metazoa; Chordata; Actinopteri; Centrarchiformes; Centrarchidae. The record is from RefSeq and is a predicted model, not a curated record. Gene Ontology annotation, biological process: monocyte chemotaxis; cellular response to tumor necrosis factor; positive regulation of GTPase activity.
AACACCUUUAAGACAACAAGAUAGACAAGCAGGCCAGAAAGACAACAGACGCAAUCAAGAUGAUGAUGAUGAUGAAGAAGAACCCCAUCAUUCUGGUGACCUGUGUCUUGCUUUCCUCAUCACUCGCUGUCCCGGAAAUUCUUUAUGACUGCUGUUUACAGUUCUUCUCCACAAGGUUGCCUAAGAACAGUGUGGUGAGCUACAAAUAUACAGAGAAGGGGUGUCUACAUAAAGCCGUGCUUUUUACGAUGAGGAAUGGUGCCAAAAUCUGUGUCAACCCAUCUGAGAAGUGGGUCAAGAACAUCAUCAAGACCAAACACUGGAUCCAAAAAGUGAACAGCUCUGGAUCCAAACAGUCCGACCUACCCAAUGUAUGUUUUAUCACUACACUCUGAAGCUCACUUAGCCAAGCAGAAGUGGAAGUGUAGUGGUUACCUGCUGUACCAUUUUUUAUGUUUUUCAGUUAGCUUAAAAAUAAAUGCAAAAU